UUCUUCCACCUUCUUCUUCAUCCGCAAUUCAGCCAUCGUCUCCAUGUUGGUCCGCUAGAUGCCUAGCGAUCAAUAAAAAAAUCGAUGGAUCCGUCGAUCAAACAAACACUCACCGCAAACUCUCUUUCUCUCCUGCCUCUCCUGCGCCUAAACCCUCUCGGUUUCUGUCUCCCUGCAACUUCAGGCUUCGCCCUCGUGUCCUCCCUCGUCGUCAGUGACUCGCUCAGAACCCUCGCACGUGCACUUCACUCAAGAAUUUAUUCCACCCAUUUGUCGUAUACCGGAAAAUUCGGGACACAGAAAGAUGAAUUUUGGAUUCCUUGCCAACUUCGAUUAGCUCUUCUUCAGCUGCUGGGAAAUCGAAAAGGGAAAAUCGGCCAUGCCACAAAGUGAUGGAGGAGCUCGACGGGCAAAAUGUGGGGGCGAGAGCUUUUGUGUUAUGAAUGAAUGGCAAGAUUUUAUGAUUCUUUCGCAGCGGCGUGUUUAGGUGUGCCACGUAAGCCGCAAUGUACUGCCACGUGGACCUGGCGGAGUUUGACGCCAUGGCGUGCAAUGAAGUGCCAGGCGGAAGAGGCGGAAGAGGCGAAUGCGACCGGCAACGGCUGCCGCGCCUGAAUUCGGGCAGACGAAUCAGAAAGUCUUUCUCGGUGCCUAAUUCCUGGAGGACUGGGGAAGAGCUCAGCUCAGCAUUUGAGGAGAAAGAUGGUGCAUGAGCAAGGCUCGCAAGGCCACACGCAUUGAACGGAGGACCGAGGGGACGAUUUGUGACGAACCUGAGCUAUGGGGACUCUACCCUUUCCUUCACCAUGUCCUCUUCUCCCAAAUGCAGGGCGGAGCUCUGUCAUAAGAUUUCCGUCCUCGGUGCUGUCUCGUUCAGUAAAAUCUUUUCCAUGUUCACAAAUUUCGAGGAGGGUCGUGCGAGCUAUUUGCUCUGUGGCAGAAGAUAAUGGUCUGCCAUCGAUUCCGGGAGAAGGUUUCAUUGACGAAGAGGUUCGUAUCACAUCAGCUAACAGAGAGCAGCCUGAAGAGAAUGAGAAAGUGAUCAUAUCUACUGAAUGGAGGAGUAGAACAGCAAAAUUAUUCCAGGAGAAGCCAGACUAUGUCAGCGAAAGAUAUGUACGAGGAUCAGUGAAGUAUCAAAUUGAGUUGGAGCAGAGUUUCCGCCUCGAAAAUCCCAGUUCUACUUCCGGAGACGAGUUGGAAGGAGAAGGCUCUCGGGAGGAUGCUGAAUCCUUAUCAGGGUUAGGAGGUGAUUCUGAUGGAGCUGGCGAGGAGUCCACAAGCGGCAAGGAGGAAGGCACGUGGAGCAGUGAGACCUAUCUCAGGCAGCUUUUGAUGCAAAGACGGAAGUCGAAGCAGGUUUUCUUCUCAACCGAAGAUCCGCCCUUCCUAUCCCAAAGUGCACUUGCUACCCGCGAAGCUCGAAUAGAGGACCCGAGUGCAGAUGCAGGUGCUUCUCUGGUUCGAGCUGACAUGAGGGAGAAGCCUGUCGAUGACGAUGAGCUGAUUCUGAGACGAGCAUUAAAAAAGAAGAGGGCGAUCGCAGAGGAGACACUUGAAUCGGCUUUACGAGCUGGUGGUCUCGGUCCGACUUACAGCAGAGAUGUUAUGGCUCGGUUGUCUCCUUUCGUCGACAGAAUUUUGACGGAAGCAGUUUAUCUGAAGAAAGUUCCCGCUUAUAAGCAAUUGUCCUUCAAUUCCCGAGCAAGGCUUUACUUGGAUCAGAGCAGAGUCGUGGAUCUCAUCAAGUGGUUGAAGCACCAGAAUCUGUCAGUUCCGCGAAUCGGCAGUCUGAUCUGCCUGGCUGAUGAAAAUCUGGAACGUAUCAAACCGAGGAUAGAGGUUCUGAAAAGUAUAUAUGUCAAAGGAAGGGAAUUAGGAGUUGUGCUCGAACGGGAGCCGAGCCUCUUGGACCAGUCACUAGCUGAGAUUCACAACACUAUCCAGAUUCUGGAAACCGCUGGUAUAGAAAGGAAAUGGCUCGGUCUGGUUGUGAGCCGGUCACCGAGAGUGUUCUCUGUUGGCAGCGAUGAGUUGCUGCAGAAGAUCUCGAUGUUCACUGAUCUGGGUGUAUCUCCAGAGGACUUCGGACUCCUAGUCUUCAAGUUCCCAGCCGUUCUCGGAAAUCUGUCUGUCGAGGAAAUGUUGUCGAAGGUGGACUACCUUCGGCAAAUUGGGCUAGAGGAUGAGGUGCUCAGACGGGUGAUUGUGAGCACUCCGCAGCUUCUAGCAUGUAGCAUUGGAGAAUCUUGGGACAAGUUGCUGAGAUAUUUUCAUUUCCUUCGGAUUGAAUUAUCAGGGAUAAGACGAAUCUUGGGUGUGCAGCCAGAAGUUUUCUGCCUGAAUCUAGCAGAUACUAUCGCACCGAAGGUACGGUUUCUGCGCGCGAUAGGUGUACGUGAUGAGAUCAUUGGCCAAGUGAUUGUAAGCUUUCCAGCAAUUCUGACGUACAGCUUGGACAAGAAGAUCAGACCCGUGGUCAGGUUUCUUCUGGAAGGAGCUGGAGUUGCCGAGGCGGAUGUGGGCAAGGUCAUUGCUCAGAAACCAGAGCUAAUCGGCUGCAGCCUGGAGGAGAAGCUGCAGGUUAUUGUGAAAUGGUUCGGCUCACACAGAAUACCACCUCGGCUGCUGGGUGGAAUGAUAGCAAAUUUUCCGCCUCUGUUGAUGUACAGUAUACCAACACUUCAUCCCAAAAUUCGAUACUUUAAGCGAGUUAUGAAGCGGCCGUUGGAUGAUAUAAUUGCAUUUCCCAGGUACUUCAGCUACUCUCUGAAGACGAGGAUUAUGCCGAGGCACGAGCUUCUUGUCAAGAGGGGGCUGAGUUUCAGUUUAAAACACAUGCUAGCAUGUAGUGACGAGACAUUUAACUCGAGGGUUGCAGCAGCUGAGUCCAGGGUUUUGGAACCAGGGAAGAUGUCCGAAGAUGUUGAAUCCGAUGUAGAUUGCGAACAAGACGAUGAUGUAUUUGGUUCUGAACGGGAAAUACAGAACGUGUCUGCUUUAUCGUAAACG
Molecule: messenger RNA, 3012 nt
Organism: Marchantia polymorpha subsp. ruderalis
Lineage: Eukaryota; Viridiplantae; Streptophyta; Marchantiopsida; Marchantiales; Marchantiaceae
Source: the annotation of a GenBank genome assembly